Trematosphaeria pertusa is the source of this 3280-nucleotide messenger RNA. Its product is annotated as GPI ethanolamine phosphate transferase 1. Bases 111 to 2996 code for a protein of 961 amino acids. Gene Ontology annotation, cellular component: endoplasmic reticulum membrane. Lineage: Eukaryota; Fungi; Ascomycota; Dothideomycetes; Pleosporales; Trematosphaeriaceae. Gene Ontology annotation, biological process: GPI anchor biosynthetic process. The record is from RefSeq and is a predicted model, not a curated record. The transcript is spliced from 7 exons. Gene Ontology annotation, molecular function: mannose-ethanolamine phosphotransferase activity.
GCAUGGCGCAAGUCGGGCGCUAUCGUUUUCUUUCGAUUGCGGUGGUCUUCCACCUCGUAUACAUUUACAGCAUUUUCUCAAUUUACUUCGUGAGCCCGAUUGUUCAUGGCAUGCGCGAGCACCGUGUAGAGGCUCGGGAACCGCCCGCCAAAAGGCUGGUGCUCUUCGUUGGAGAUGGCCUCCGCGCGGACAAGGCAUUCCAGUCGUUUCCUGAUCCCAAUGCCACAGAUCCCAGUUCCGAAGACGCGAAAGUACCCCGCCCUCUUGCGCCGUUCCUAAGAUCUCGAGUCCUCGAACACGGAACCUUCGGCGUCUCUCACACUCGAGUACCUACCGAAUCUCGACCCGGUCAUGUCGCGCUAAUUGCAGGAUUAUACGAGGAUGUAUCUGCGGUUAUGACAGGGUGGAAGCUGAAUCCGGUAAAUUUCGACAGCGUCUUCAACCGAAGCAGGCAUACAUGGAGUUGGGGCAGUCCGGACAUCUUGCCCAUGUUCGAGCAGGGAGCAGUACCGGGACGGGUAGAUGCGGACAUGUAUGGCGCAGAAGAUGAAGAUUUUUCCAAGGAUGCAUAUCACCUGGAUGAAUGGGUUUUUGAGAAGGUCAAGAAGCUGUUCCAGGACGCAAAGACGAAUACGACCCUCGACGCCGAAUUGCGGAAGGAGCAAAAUGUAUUCUUCCUUCACUUGCUAGGGCUGGACACUACUGGCCACUCGGACCGACCGUAUUCGACGAAGUACCUCUACAACAUCCAGGUCGUGGAUAAGGGAGUUCAGGAGAUCACUAAGCUGAUCGAGGACUUCUAUGGAGACGGAAAGACGGCGUUCGUUUUCACGGCAGAUCAUGGCAUGAGCGACUGGGGCAGUCAUGGCGACGGACAUCCGGACAAUACCCGCACGCCGCUAAUCGCAUGGGGCUCCGGCGUCGCGGCCCCGAUCGUGAACAAAUCCGGAGUAGCCAACGGCCACGAAGACGGCUUCUCGUCCGACUGGGGCCUUGACCACAUACAACGGCACGAUGUCGCCCAAGCCGAUGUGGCAGCUCUCAUGGCCUACCUUGUGGGAUUAGCUUUCCCGAGUAACUCUGUCGGAGAGCUGCCCCUUUCGUAUCUGGACACGGAUGCUAAGUCCAAGGCCGAGGCGCUUCUGGUGAAUGCAAAAGAGAUACUGGAAAUGUAUCAUGUGAAGGAGGAUUUGAAGAAGUCCACCGAACUCUAUUACAAGCCCUUCCCAGGGUUAGGCGACGAAGCGCACUCCGUCGACUUCCGGAUCUCACGAAUUCAGGACGCUAUAGACACAGGGAACACAGAUGAUGCCAUCCGCCAGUCCAACGAACUAAUUCAGCUCGGUCUUCAAGGCCUCCGAUAUCUGCAAACCUAUGACUGGCUCUUCCUCCGAACACUGGUGACCGCCGGUUACAUUGGCUGGAUCAUGUUCGCUAUCACAACCGUCAUCGACCUCCAUGUCCUCAACGAAGAAUCAGAGACUUUCAGGACCGUGCCGAGCAUGAUUGUGUUUUCAUCGGUACUUGCGGCUUUAUACUCCGCGCUCUUCGUGCAGCAGUCGCCGUGGAUCUACUACGCUUAUGCUUUCUUCCCGGUCAUGUUCUGGGAGGAGGUAUGGGCUCGACGACCAUCGCUUAUUAAAGGCAGCAAAGUUCUUUUUGGCCAUAUCAAUACUCAUGGCGACAUCAUUAGACUGACGCUUUCUACGCUUGGCUUCUUCGGGCUCCUGGAAGCAUUGGUCCAAAGCUACUUCAAGCGAGAAAUUUAUACCAUUUGCUAUUUGCUAGCAACGACCUGGCCGGCGUUCUACGGUCACGAGUUCAUGAAACAGAAUCUUCUGACUGUUGCAAGCUGGGUUUUAUCGUGCAUGCUAAUGAGCGUGUUCACGAUGCUUCCAGCAAACAAAAUAGAGGACCUCACAAUGAUCAUGACGGGAGGCAUCCUGAUGUUCGCCGUUGGCGUUCUAUAUCUUCUCUUCGAAAAGAGCAUCCUUGCGGGUGCAGAAUCCGCUGACGAGGAGCUUGUUACUUCGGGGGUAGAUGUCACGUCUCGGAUCAUAGUGGGCUUCCAAGUCGGACUCGUUGCUCUGGCAAUGUACGUCACAAGAUCUAGUGUGCUGCAUCUUCAGUCUAGGCAGGGUCUACUGACUGGACAUAAAGUGGUGGGCUGGUUUACUCUUGUGGCUUCACUGGUUCUUCCCUUCGCCCACGCCCAUCGACCCAACAGUCACUACCUUCACCGCCUUGUGGUCAUCUUCCUCCAGUUCGCACCAACCUUCAUCAUCCUCACGAUCUCGUAUGAGGGACUCUUCUACUUCGCAUUCUGCCUCUGCCUCUUCAGCUGGAUGCACUUGGAACACCGCGUCUUCCUGUAUACGAGCAAAACGUUAGAACCGGCGUCUGCCACGACCAAUCCCCUCGAACCAGCCGUCGCAGCGGCUACAGAUCGACUGUCGUCGAUCAAGAAGGGCGAUUACCGCUCGCUCACACUAGCAGAUGCUCGGAUAGCUCUGUUCUUCUUUUUCUUCAUCCAGUCAGCCUUCUUCAGUACCGGCAACAUUGCCUCAGUAUCCUCCUUCUCUCUGGACGCCGUCUCCAGACUCAUCCCAGUUUUCGACCCCUUCUCCCAAGGGGCUCUACUAAUUCUCAAAAUCAUGGUGCCUUUCGCAGCACUAAGCGCCAACUUUGGGCUGCUCAACCGCAGGUUAGGCGUUGCACCAUCGGCGCUGUUCAUGGUGGUCAUGGCUGUUAGCGACGUCAUGACGUUGAGUUUCUUCUACAUGGUGAAGGACGAGGGAAGCUGGCUCGACAUUGGCACGACGAUCAGCCACUUUUUCAUUGCAAGCCUAUUAGGCGUUUUUGUCGCGGGCUUAGAGCUCGUCAGCGAGCAUAUCAUCGGAGGAGCGGAAUUCGAGCGCACUGAAAAGGAGGGACAGCUUGCCAACGGAGCGCACAAUGGGCGGGCGAAUGGGACUUCUAAUGGACUCGCGAAGUAGGCACGCGAUCGCGUCCCGGGUUGUGUAUACUAUACAAGGCUAUUACGACACAAGAGCGCAUUUGAAAGAUUCGGUCGCAUUUCCCUUGCUGAUGGUGUGCGGGUUCUGAGACUCGAGGUCACACGAGAGGACGGAUGAGGCGCCCCGCAGCAUGGCGGCGCACUGUGCACAGUACGUGAAUUUGUUGGCGGCAACGCGAUAUUCAAGGCGCAUCAGGACGCGCGACGAGGGCAGCGGAAAGGCAUGAGUUUGAGAUGGCGAAUCCAGAAUUAUUAAUGAUGGCG